CCCGCCCCGCCCCGCCCUAUUGCCAUCCCUAACUAUUCUUUUGUUUUUAGCUCUAUCAAGUUUCUUUUCUCGUGUUGAUGCUUUUCAUGGUGUUGCAGGAAGACAGGGACAAUUCUGUGACUAUUGGUGUUGCAGAUGAGCAUGUAGGGUUGGUGCUUGGGCAGAAUGGAAGGAAUAUAAUGGAGAUCAGUCAGCUUAGUGGGGCCAGAAUAAAGAUUUCAGAUAGGGGUGAUUUCGUGUCCGGUACUUCUGACCGGAAGGUGACUAUUGCUGGAUCCCAAAGAGCGAUCCGCACGGCUGAGUCCAUGAUAUUUCGGAAAGUAGCAUCCGUUUCUGAGAGAUGACAGGGGUGAGUUUUGUGAAAUGCUGAUCCACGGGAGGAGAGCAUGUUUUGUUGAAAGAGAGUAGCACAUGAAUAUUUAGUGGACUGAUGAUUUUUCCGAAGCAAAGCUUGUGGGGAUAAAUUCUCACAGAUUUGAUUCAGUUGACUGAAAAGAUGACCAUUCUAUACAGCUGUAACGUUUCAUAGCUUCUAACAAUCAGUUAGGUACAUUUGUUUAUUCCUUAUAUCUCGUGAAGGGUAAUGCAUCAUCAAUAUGAGCAUCUACAGUGGCUUGCAUCGUUUAAGUUUGGGGUAAAAGAUAGCAAAAUUAUAGAAAUUUCUUUAUUCUAAAUUCAUUUUUUCGUCCUUCAA
Nicotiana tabacum (common tobacco) is the source of this 694-nucleotide messenger RNA. NCBI's taxonomy places the organism in Eukaryota, Viridiplantae, Streptophyta, Magnoliopsida, Solanales, Solanaceae. The record is from RefSeq and is a predicted model, not a curated record.